Molecule: messenger RNA, 957 nt
Organism: Suncus etruscus (white-toothed pygmy shrew)
Lineage: Eukaryota; Metazoa; Chordata; Mammalia; Eulipotyphla; Soricidae
Gene: DSN1
Product: DSN1 component of MIS12 kinetochore complex
Exons: 9
Coding region: 42-743 (233 amino acids)
Biological process (GO): mitotic sister chromatid segregation; cell division
Cellular component (GO): MIS12/MIND type complex
Source: RefSeq, a predicted model, not a curated record
UAUCACCUGCUGUUCCUAUUUUCAGGGUUUCUACCCAGAAGAUGACUUCGGUGACAGAGUCAGAAACUAUAAAAGAACUCAGCAGAUCCAUCAGUGUCAACUUAACAGAAAGCAAACGACUUGGUGCUCUUCUGCUUUCCAGUUUCCAGUUUUCUGUCGAGAAACUUGAACCUUUCUUAAGGGAUUCUAAGGACUUCAGUCUUGAAAGUUUCAAAGUCAAAGCAUCUUCUCUGUCUGAAGAAUUGAAACUUUUUAUAGACAACUUGGAAAGUGAUGGAACUCUACAAAAAUGUUUUGAAGAUUCUCAAGGAAAAGUUUCAGAUGUGUCUCUUGAAACAUCAGUGGCUGAGAUGAAGGAAUAUAUAGCAAAAUUUUCUUUGGAACGACAGACUUGGGAUCAGCUCUUGUUGCGUUACCAAGAAGAAGCCGAGGAGAUAACAUCCAGAUCAAAUGAAAUGAAAAUUACUGAAGUUGAGGUAGAACCUGCAAUGUAUGUUGGGUCUUCCCAGAGUGAAGUUCUUAAUACAAAGCCUGAUUAUCAGAAAAUAUUACAGGACCAGAAUGAAAUUUUUGAUUGUGUGGAGUUGGUGAUGGAUGAACUGCAGGGAUCCAUGAAGCAGCUGUAUACCUUUAUGGAUGAAAGUACUCAGUGCCUCCAGAAGAUGUCAGUACAGCUCGGGAAGAGAAGUACUCAACAAUUAGAUCCCUCACCAGCUCGAAAAUUGCUCAAGCUUCAACUAUAAAAUCUGUUUGUGACACAUUUCCUUGGAUCUUCUUGGUGACCUUAUUCAUCUUUUCUGCCACUACCUCUGAAGACCAGGAAUGGGUGGAAUGUCCAGGGCACGGCAUCCUGUGGCAGUGUGAACUAAUGAUUUUUGCCCUUAAAGGAUAACUCAUUGUGGAUUUGUUGUUUUUCUACACGUGAUGGAAUUUAUGCAUAAAAAAUAUUGUAUAGAC